Messenger RNA from Erigeron canadensis, 2406 nucleotides. RefSeq lists its product as uncharacterized. Bases 1 to 2406 code for a protein of 801 amino acids. The transcript has a single exon. The record is from RefSeq and is a predicted model, not a curated record. NCBI's taxonomy places the organism in Eukaryota, Viridiplantae, Streptophyta, Magnoliopsida, Asterales, Asteraceae.
AUGUCGACCUCCCAAAAUGCUUCUUCUGCUGUUUCUGGAUCUACAACUUUGAAGAAUUUAACCAAAUCUACAAAAAGUAAUAAUAACAGGAACACUGGAAAAGCUAUUGAUGAUUCAUCUGUAGGAUCUGAUCCAAUUGGCCCGAUGUCUAAGAAGCCGGAACCCUAUUUCGAUCCAUUUGCAGGAUCACAGGUAAGAACUAAUCAUGGCGAAACUAACGCUAACCCAAAUGUUGCUUCCAUGAUUAAAGGUUUGCAGGCACAAUUAGCAACGACACAAUCAGAAAAUAUCGCUAGAUUUGAUAUUUUGGAGUCUAGAAUGAUAGGAAGCGAGAGCCAACGAUCUCGAAGUCUAGAAGUCAGAAUUCAUGACUUAGAGGCUCAAGAGAAUUCACCUGCAAUUAAUAGGAGUGUCAACUUUGAAAGAACCAGUACUCAAGGAGCGUCGGCGUCUCAAUCAUUGGGUCAUUUAUUCUUUACUCCUCCUGCAAAACUCGAAUCUGCUUCCUUCUUUUAUGGAGGAAAUAGUUCAAAUAAUAACAACAAUAACAAUAAUAAUGAACAAACUCCUCCGUCUUCUACGGUGACUCCAGGUUUGACUAAUUCCCCUCUUAGUUAUGAAAAUAAUGCUAACGGUAUGCAGGACAAUGUGGCAAAUGCGUAUUUAGCAAGGGAGUUGCAGAAAAUCAAGGAACUAAUCUCAACAGUUCCGGGAUACUGCCAGCCAAUCCCAGAAGCCGAUCCACAGAUGUACAAGGUUUCCAGGUUUAUACCGGCUAUUGCUAGCGUGGAAAUUCCGAAGAAAUUCUCAGCACCUCAUAUGAAAAUAUAUGAUGGGACCACUGACCCAGAAGAACAUGUGGCCCAAUAUUUGGAAAGAAUGGAAACAGUUCCAAUUCCAAUGGAUCUGAGGGAAGCAUGCUUAUGCAAAGGUUUUGGGGCUACAUUGUCAGGUUCAGCCCUGAAGUGGUUAUUAAUUUUACCAAAUGGAUCUAUUACUUCUUUUGCACAUUUAGUUAAUCAGUUUAAUUUACAAUUUUCUUGUAGUAGACUUUUUGAAAAGAUAACGAGUGAUCUUUAUCAAGUCACUCAAAGGAAUAAUGAAUCUUUAAAAGAAUUUCUCAACAAGUUUACAAGGGAAUCUCUGCAGAUUCCAAAAUUAGACAUGAACAUAGCAGUUCAAGCUCUGAAGAUGGGAUUAAGCAAAGAUUCUUUAUAUUAUCAGGAUCUUGUUAUGACACCUUGUAGGUCACUUGACGAAGCAAGAAAUUGUGCUUUGAGGUUCAUCAGGUUGGAAGAAGACGAAAUACUGAGAAAGAAGAUGGAGACACCAUCAACAUAUGAUCGUCCAAAUAAGAGAACAGAAACUCCCAUAUUCCAACUAAGCACAAACAAGCCAUAUACGAGAGCUGUGCAACAAAAUACAGUCGAGAGGCCUAGAAGUUAUCAAUAUCCUGACUUAUCUAAAUAUUGUUUCCCUGUUGAUGUUGCAGGAAUAGUAGCAGCAAUGAAGAAUCUUGGGGACAAAGUCAGAUGGCCUCCCAAGAAUCCUAAGAAUGAUGCAAACAAAGACAAGUCAAGAUGGUGUUCCUAUCAUGAAGAUUUUGGGCAUACUAUUGAAGAGUGUUUUGCUUUCAGGAGGGAAGUUGGGAUACUCGUUGGCAAGGGAUAUUUAACAGAACUAUUUGGCAAAAAGAAGGCUCAAGAUAUCGAUAUUAAAGAUUUGGACAAGCAGAUUCAACAACAGCCAGCGAGGCCCAAAUUAACUCCGACUAAUGCUAGAAAUAUUAAUUAUAUUUCAGGUGGAUCGGAAGUAUGUGGUAUAUCCUAUUCGGCAGCAAAGAGGAAUGCAAAGGAAGGUAAAUCAGAAAAAGGAGAAAAGCCACUGCAGAAAUCCCAUGUGCUACGAAUGGAUAAAGUGACUUUUGAAGAGGAUGAUAUGGAAAGCGUCCAGGAUCCUCACCACGAUGGUUUGGUAGUGACUUUAUAUAUGGCUAACCAUUUUGUGCGCAGGAUCUUAAUUGAUAAUGGCAGUUCAGUCAAUAUCAUUAGAUUAGAAACCUUGAAAAGGAUGGGAAUCUCUAAAGAAGAAAUUUGCAGGAUAUCCACAGUUCUCGUUGGUUUCAGCGGAGAAACGAAGAAUACUUAUGGCGAAAUAAAAUUGCCAGUUUAUGUCGAAGGAGUAAAUUCAAUGCAAAAGUUUUGUGUUAUUGACUCUUUACCUGGUUGCAAUAUUAUUUUAGGUAGGCCAUGGAUACAUGAAAUGAGAGCUGUUCCUUCAACUUAUCAUCAAUGCGUGAAGAUCCCAACUCCCUGGGAAGUAGUGAAGAUAAAAGGAGACCAGAAAGAUGCUAAGGAAUGUUAUACGGCUUCCAUGAAAUCUACAAAUAAAUCUAAUGAAGCUUAG